AUUGAGCAGAAAGCCUGCAGAAAGUUGUGGGAUAUUUCCUUCCCUCCUUCUCAACUUCACUUACACUUUCUCCAGAGUGCCAAAAUUGUUAUAGUUUCGUACUGCUAAAAUAUCCAAUUUAAUUAUAAUUUAUACAAUGCAGUAGAUUUAGAUUGAUAGUUAUGUGAUGGACAAUAACGCAGCAGAACAAUGUACCGACGACAACCAAUGGCAGCAGCACGAAGUUUUAACGAGGUCUGGAAAAGAUGCAUGCAAUUUGUGUAAUGCUCCAGCAAAUAAAUCUUGUUCCGCGUGUCAAGUGAAAUAUUGUUCGGCCCAGCAUCAGAGGGAGGACUGGCCCACCCACAAGAACGACUGCUGCCCUUUCAAGUUGAAAACCAACCAAAAAUUUGGUAGACAUUUUGUCGCAGCGAGAAGACUAAAAGCUGGCACUCUAGUUAUCCAAGAGGAUCCAACGUUAUGCGCCCCUCGAGGUCUACCGGAUGGGUCACCAAUUUGCCUCAGUUGUUGCGUCCUAAUGGAAUCACAGGGAAAAUCUUCAUAUCGAUGUUCAAAAUGCGCUUGGCCAAUAUGUUCUCCAGAGUGUGAGCAGCACGAGCUGCAUGCACAGAAUGAAUGCAAGAUAUUCUCCGAGAGACAUAUCAAGUACCCACCAUCAGAAUGUGAAUAUCCAACAUAUAUUGUGUACAAAGUAGUUGAAAUUCUACGUGGAGUACUUAUCAAAGAAAAUGAUCCUGAGCUGUGGGCCAAGAUUACAAAUCUCCAGUGCGUAACGGAGCUUGGAAAUAAGACUGAUUUGUUUCAAGACUUGGGAAAGUUAAGAAACACUUUCGGCGUUGAAGAUAUUGGACUAGAGGAGGACUGGAAAAGAAUUUUAGGCAUCUUAAAUGUUAAUAAUUUUUCUAUGAAGGGUCGACGCAAUGGUCACGGACCAUGGUUUACUGGAUACGUAUUCUUACAAAGUAGUAUGUUGGCUCAUUCCUGUUUACCUAACUGUUGGUGGGGCGUGUCAAUGUUCCCAGACCACAAAAUUCAAGUUCGCACCACCGUUGACGUUCAGAAGGGGGAUGUAUUAACUGUUCCUUAUAGUUAUAUUUAUAAUGCGUUUGGAACAAGCAAACGACAGGAAUUGAUCCAAGAUGAUGGGGAAUUUAUAUGUAAAUGCGAGCGCUGUGAAGAUCCGACGGAAUUAAAUUCUUUUACAUCGGCCCUGAUUUGUAGAAAGUGCAGAAACGGAAGCGUUUUGCCACUACACCCUCUUGUCAUCGAUUCUGAAUGGCAGUGCAAUAUUUGUCACAAGAAAUAUUUCUGGGAUGACAUUAACAAUACCAUUCAAGAAUUAAUGACGAAGCUGGAACAGUGUGAAACCGUAACGGAUAUGGAAAAUUUUAUUAAAGAAGCUCAAGGCACUGUCCACUUAAAUCACUGGUUGAUAACUGAAGCUGAGGAUGCCGUUUGUCAACAAAGAAUGCAGACGCUUUACGAAAAUGAUGAAGUAACUCUGGAAGAGAGAGAUGUACACAUUUCAAUGUGCGAGCAUUUAUUGAAAGUAAAAAAUCUCACUGCUCCAGGAUUUUCUUUGGAACGAGGUCGGCUUUUAAAUCGCUUGGCUCGUGCAAGAUUUGAAAGACUGGAUGAUAUUGUGAAGAAUAACACGGUGGAAGAUGCAGAUGAAAUUUUGGCUGAAGCAGAGUUUAUUUAUGUCUUGUACGACGAAGCUUUAUGUUUUUAUAAAAAUGACAUAACGGAAGUGCUUAUUGGUGAACAUUAUGGUUUAAAAUGUCGUAUGAUUAUGAGUGACAUGCAACUAGUCAAAGAAAAAUUUGCCAUUACAACUGAUACUAUUUAAUUUAUUUUUAAUGUAGAUUUUUAAUGUAGACUUUUUAUAUUUGAAUUGCUCAAUCGAGCCCACAAUUAAAUAAAUUAAAUUAAAAUCGUAAAAA
Folsomia candida is the source of this 1943-nucleotide messenger RNA. RefSeq names its product SET domain-containing protein SmydA-8. The record is from RefSeq and is a predicted model, not a curated record. Bases 167 to 1849 code for a protein of 560 amino acids. Gene Ontology annotation, molecular function: protein binding. NCBI's taxonomy places the organism in Eukaryota, Metazoa, Arthropoda, Collembola, Entomobryomorpha, Isotomidae. The transcript has 5 exons.